This is a messenger RNA of Sclerotinia borealis F-4128, 1470 nucleotides long. NCBI's taxonomy places the organism in Eukaryota, Fungi, Ascomycota, Leotiomycetes, Helotiales, Sclerotiniaceae. The record is from the annotation of a GenBank genome assembly.
AUGUCCAUCUCGAGUGCUAGAACGUCAUUGUCUGCCCAGGAACUAGUCGGCGAAGCGAAAUUGGCGGACGUUACCAAAAUCAUAGAAAGCCUCAAGGCAGAUUUAGAUAAAAUCAGCCUUUUGCCGCAUCAACGAGAUGCACUCCUGGAGCAGUUAAAGGUGUAUGGCCGUGACCCCACCAACGCAGAUCCGGUAUUCACGAAAGAGGGCAUCGAGACUCUUUCAAGGCAUGCCUUCAAUAGCCCCUCGAAAACCACUUCUCGCAACGCGCUUCGAUGCCUCGCGAACGCCCUCUUACUAAAGCCAGACACACGACAGGCAUUAGUUGGCUUGGGUUACGAUGUGAAGGCUUGCACUCUACUCAAAGAUAGAACUGGGUCCGUCGACGAUGAGUUCUUGUUAUCCAGGAUUAUCUUCCUCACAACUUACGGUACAACGAUCAACAUUGAGGAUCUCAUCGAUCAACAUCAUUUAGCGAACACCAUUUCACAUAACAUUAUCAACCAUGCAAAACUUCACAGUGCGAAGCAGAAGAAGGUCAAGCAAUUGGAUCCGAUGGAGGAUAUGGCUCUUGUCGAAUCGCUCAAACUGCUUUUCAACAUCACACAUUUUUGUCCACAACGAAACUCCAGUUUCUCGCAAGCACUACCUCACAUUUUAUCCAUCCUUCAUAAAAGAGAAAUUACUCCAAACACACCCCUCGAUCCCCCCAUUGCACAACUCAUCAACACCCUUAUCAAUCUACCCCUCGAAAAUCCUGGAAACAUCAGUGUGUUGUUUCCCAAAGCAAAUGCACACUCCCACGUCGAGAAAUUUAUUGAACUCCUCGAUCAAUCUAUCAAUAGAUACAAAGACGAAGAACUUGAGCAGCUUGUCUCACCACUACUCACCCUCAUUCGCAAAUUGUAUGAAAUCGGUCCUUCGGAAGCUCACCAAUUCAUGCGAGCCCAGUUGCUUCCAAGUGAAAAGGACCGUGAGCAACCUGUCGGCCGAGGAGAAUCAUUGUCUGCACGCCUAAUUCAGCUUUCUAUAAGUCCUAUGGCGCCUCAAGUUCGGGAAUCUAUCUCAGCAUUGUUAUUUGAGUUGUCUAAUAAAGAUGCCAGCACUUUUGUUCAGAAUGUCGGCUACGGGUUUGCGUCUGGCUUUCUAUUCCAGCACAAUGUUCCUAUUCCAGAAAAUGCCUUCGAAGCAUGGAGUACAGAAAACGAUAACAAGGGCGACGGUAAAACGAGGCCCAGUCAGGAUAGUGGGAAAGCGGUCAAUCCUAUAACUGGACAACUUCUCGAGGCGGAGCCGAAGAUCGAUCUGCCGGAGAUGAGUCGGGAAGAGAAAGAGAGGGAGGCUGAGAAAUUAUUCGUAUUGUUUGAGCGAUUGAAGAAGAAUGGGAUUAUAUCUGCGACCAAUCCUAUGGAGGAAGCAUUGCAACAGGGGAGGUUUGAAGAAUUGGAGGAUGAUGCAGAAUCAGAUUGA